Plasmodium knowlesi strain H is the source of this 1137-nucleotide messenger RNA. Its product is annotated as triosephosphate isomerase, putative. Gene Ontology annotation, cellular component: cytosol. The record is from RefSeq and is a predicted model, not a curated record. Gene Ontology annotation, biological process: glycerol catabolic process; glycolytic process; glyceraldehyde-3-phosphate biosynthetic process. Lineage: Eukaryota; Apicomplexa; Aconoidasida; Haemosporida; Plasmodiidae. Bases 1 to 1137 code for a protein of 378 amino acids. Gene Ontology annotation, molecular function: triose-phosphate isomerase activity. The transcript has 4 exons.
AUGAGAGAUCUACUCUUGCGUGCUCUAUGCAUCUACUGGGUAGGCACAGAAUGCAUGGGCUUCAGUGACUGUCUAUCGAACGAUUUAUCCAUGCACCACCUGAAAUCUAAGGAGGUGCGUUCCUUCUAUCUCCGCUCAAAACCCCCCCUAAAAGGGAGGAAGAAGCAAGCCCAAGGAAUCAGUGCCUACAGGAUAAACAAAUUAGAUUCUGAAAGUGAAAACACAAAUAAGGUGGUGGAAAAUUCCUCCCCUAUUGACAACGACGUGGGCGCCGUGGCCAAUUCCCAGGAUAGUUCGCAGGGUAGUUCGCUGCUUGAUCCGUCGCCUAAACCGCGGACUAGCGAAGCGAGGGGGAAAAAAAUCAUCAUCGGAAACUGGAAGUGCUACCUCACGAAGACAGAAGCAUACAGACUUAUCGACACGUUUACAAAAAUAAAAUACUCCAACAAUAUCGACCUUGUUUUAUCUCCUAACAUAUUGUUCAUGCCCUAUCUUCUGGAAAAAAUUGAAGAAAAUAAUUCGAAGAUCUUUGCCUGCUCCCAGGACGUCAGCUUGGCAAGUGGCUUGGGGGCCUUCACCGGAGAAACCACAGCCACUUUAAUAAAAGAAUUUGGGAAUAAGUACACCAUAAUUGGACAUAGUGAGAGGCGUAGAGGGUUUUAUAAAAAUGAGGAGACACUUGAACAGACAGCGCAGAAGGUAUACAACGCUGUACAAUCGAAGCUGAAAGUUAUCUUAUGCGUCGGGGAUGAUUAUAAAAAUGAGAACGGUUUAUGCACGUCAUCCAAGACAAGAAAAUUGCUUUCGCUCAUCAAGCAGGCAAUUACUAAGGACGACAUGCAGAACAUUAUCAUAGCCCUGGAGCCCAGCUUCGCCGUCGGCACCGGCAAAAGCUUGGCGGUUGACGUUUUGAAUAACUGCUAUUGGGACAUCAAACGAAACGUAGCUGAAGAGGUGGACAAGCAAACAAGCGACGCAGUGAAAAUCCUUUACGGUGGAUCGGUGACCAGGCGAAACAUGAAGGACUACAUGGAAAAAACACCCGUCGAUGGAUUCCUCAUAGGAAAGGCUUCCCUGGACGAAACCUUUAUCGACAUCAUAAAGUACGUUGACCAAUCAUGCGAUUCCAGUACAUAG